Molecule: messenger RNA, 782 nt
Organism: Marmota monax (woodchuck)
Lineage: Eukaryota; Metazoa; Chordata; Mammalia; Rodentia; Sciuridae
Gene: CUNH12orf57
Product: chromosome unknown C12orf57 homolog
Exons: 3
Coding region: 319-699 (126 amino acids)
Biological process (GO): post-embryonic development
Source: RefSeq, a predicted model, not a curated record
GUGUUGCAGCUCUUUUAGAAUUUGUCUAGCAGGCUUUCUGGCAGUUGCUGGAAAGCCCCUCUCCCAUGAUUUGUCUGUAACGACAGAAUUGCUCUCAUUGGCUGGUGCAGUUCUUUAUUUUCCCGAAUAAACAGAGUCAGGAAUUUACAGUCACCGAAAUUAAGGCUCAGCUAACACUUCCGGCUACGGAUGAUGCUGUUUCCCCUCCGCCUCCACCAGCCUUGAGAACUGCUGUAGGAGGUGGCUUGUUUGUCUAGGUUUUUUCAUUUCUCGUUUUUUGUUUUAUAUCUUCGCUGCACGUGCAGCUUUCGUCGUUCUAUGGCGUCUGCCGCGGCCCAACCCGCGCCCCUGAGCGCGGAGCAGGCCAAGGUGGUCCUGGCGGAGGUGAUCCAGGCGUUUUCGGCCCCGGAGAACGCCGUGCGCAUGGAUGAGGCUAGAGACAAUGCGUGCAACGACAUGGGCAAGAUGCUGCAAUUCGUGCUGCCCGUGGCCACGCAGAUCCAACAAGAGGUUAUCAAAGCUUAUGGCUUCAGCUGCGACGGGGAAGGUGUCCUUAAGUUUGCUCGCUUGGUUAAAUCCUAUGAAGCCCAGGAUCCUGAGAUUGCCAGCCUGUCAGGAAAGCUGAAGGCUCUGUUCUUACCACCCAUGACGCUGCCGCCCCAUGGGCCUGCUUCUGGUGGCAGCGUGGCUGCCUCCUGAGAGUUGGCCUUUCCCUGUGCUGCUGCAAGGGAGAGGAGGAACCUCAGGUGUUUCAGAGGAAAAUAAAUGUACCUGUGACUUAA